UAAGGGGCUCAUGGAGGGAGGGGGGAAUCUCAGAGGGGAAGAAGGGCCAGAUGAUGGUUGGUCCUCUUCGGGCCAAUGGAGGGGCCUUGUUGCUUUGGCAACAUGAAACACUGGGCUUCAUAGGGGGACUGUUUACUGGUAAUAAGUAGUCACUUUACUCUGAGUGUCCAAAGAGUAACAUUGGUCCUCUUUGGACACUUAGAAACAACAAAAAUGUCAACUCUGCAGAAGUAUUGACUCUCUUGUAUUUAGCUGGAGGAGAGCAACUGUCCUUGAUCAACCCUAGAUUGUGAGCCCUUUGGGGAAUGGGACCAUCUUGUUUCUUUUUCUAUGUAAACCACUUCGGGAAUAUUUUGGGGUGAAAAUUGAUAUAUCAAUAUUCAUGUAAGUAUGGAUAGUACAGACGGUGAGACUUUUGAGUGUGUCGGGGCAGAGCCUGCUGGUGUCUCUCAGGACACUGUACACAGCUACAGCUUCCUUUUGCUUUUGGAUGCCCACAGAGCUAUUGUGUUCAGUGGCAGAAAAGUGAUUCCGGUCUCCCAGGAAAGUAUUCCAUGUCUCUGUUAAAGAUACCAACAGAUAUACUCAAUUCUUUCACUUUAUUAAAUCUGUGAACUUAUUAAUUCCCACUAGUUCACUUAUUUUAAUCAACCGUUCUGUUACAGCAAGUGUCGGUGGGAUAGAAAUUUCUCAGUAAAUUGAUCAAGAAAAACAAAGAGCUGUUCUUCUGGUGGCAAGCAUGAAUUGUUCCCUUUGCUAAGCAGCAUUCACCCUGGUUUGCAUUUGAAUGGGAGCCUACAUGCGAACACUUUAAGAUAUUUUCCUUAGGGGAUGGGGCUGCUCUGGGAAGAGCACCUGCAUGCUUGCAUACAGAAGGUUCCAAGUUCCCUCCCUGGUAUCUGCAAGAGAGGGCUGAGAGUGACUCCUGCCUGCAACCUUGGAGAAGCUGCUGCCAGUCUGUGUAGACAAUCCUGAGCUAGCUGGACCAAUGGUCUGACUCAGUAUAAAGCAGCUUCCUAUGUUCCUAACAAUGGCAUGCUUUUCCCUGAGAAGCCUGCCUGACACCAACUCACACAGUCCCAGGCCUUUUCUCUCUCCAGCAUAUGGAACAAUUGCUUUUUCAUUUGUGUUUUGCUUUUAUUUUAUUUGGAUUGAUUGAUUAAUUUUAUCCCUUGGGUAUGGUGGCUGCUUCUGCUGUUUUGUGAUGCUGAGGACAGAGGGUGUGAUUUUAUUGUUAGUAUUACAAAUAUACUAUUAAAUGUACAAUUUGUCAUCCAAAAAAAGUUGAAAACAUGUUUUACAUAGAAAAAGAAAUAAGAUGGUUCCCUGUCUCUAAAAGGCUUAAAAGCUUAAAAGAAACACAAGGUAGACACCAACAAUAAAAACUGGAAAAGUGCUGUGCUGGGCUUAGAUGGGGCCAGUUGCUAUCCCCCUGCUUAAAUAUAAAAGAGCCUUCACUUUAAAAGGUGCCUUUCUGCACCUUUAAGUCUAACUGAGUUAGGGCUAAGUUAGCCCCUAAAUAGGCCCCUAAUUUAGCAGGGGUUGUUUAAUUCUUUUCUUUCACUGAUAGACCACACAGGGAGAUUUGGCUCAUAGAUGGCUAACAAUACUUCAAACUGAUAAAUAAAUGCAAAAAAGGAAAUAUAAGACAGACACCAUGUAAAAAUAUAUCUAAAAAGGAAAUAUAAGACAGACACCAGCAAGAGCCACUGGAGGGAUGCUGUGCUGGGGAUGAAUAGGGCCAGUAGCUCUCCUCUUGCUAAAGAGAAUCACCGCUUCUUAAAGGCACUGGAGGGUCUUCACUUAACUGCUACCCACAGACCUGGGUGCUUCCUUCUCCGGGCAUGCUGGGAAGAGCCAUAAGAGCUGAAGCAAUGGCAUGGGAGACAUAUUCAUCUCUUCUUUCUGGUAGAGUGGAAAGAGAUGUGAUGCAGCCACCUCAGCAGCUGGUGACCUUUGAGGAGGUGGCAGUGUACUUCACCAAGGAGGAGUGGGACCUUCUGGAUCUAGACCAGAAAGCUUUGUACAAGGAUGUCAUUCUGGAGAACUUUUGGAAUGUCUUCUUUCUGGAAAUGGAAACUCGGACUGCUAAUCAUGACAAGAGACCAAAACGAAAAGAGAAGAGCGGGGCUCAAAAGCGUCGGUUGAAGAAAGCAAGGUUAGAGAUGGAGGCCAAGCUACCACAGAUUGUGUCAUUUUUCACAAUGACCAGCCAAGACGCUUCAAUGAAGGAAGAUAAGGUGACUCAGACUGCAGAAACUGCAACAGUGAGUGACAUCUGCCACGGCUCUGGUCCUGCAGAAAAUGAACAAAGUGAACAUGCACAGCAGUUAAUGCCUACUGAGCAAAGUGAGUUGAUUCAAAAGAGAGGACGUGAAGGAGAGACCAGAGAAUGUGUUAACAAGACGUUUAAUGUGGAUUUGAUCUCCAAACAAUUUCCUACUGACAAAGAACUCUUCAGUGAACCCCUUAGUUCAGAUGAAAAGAGCUUCAUUGUUUCAAAUGGACCGUGCCAGCCACCAGGUCCAUUUCCACAGCACGGCAAGUCCAACAGACGUUUUUCAAAACGUUUUUAUUCAGCAUUUAGUAAUAGUGGUCUAAUACUGCAGCGGACAUGGCUGUGCUACUCGCCAACUUCAGACCAAGCCUACUGUCAACCAUGCUGGCUUUUUUCUCAUAACCGAGAGGGAGGAUGGGUGAAAGGAAUUCGUGAUUGGCAUAAUCUGAAAAGGAAGAUAGACGCCCAUGAAGGUGCUGUUGGCCAUCAGGAGUGUAUCGCUGUUCUGGAUCACUGGCAGCUGAAAAAAACGGUGUCGGCAGAUGCAGAAGCUGCGAUCAGGAAAGAGGCAAACUUCUGGAGGCAGGUACUUGAUAGAAUCAUCAAUGUUACACUGACCUUGGCUAUGUCUAACCUGGAAUUUAGAAGUCACAGGGAAGAUGUGAGCUCAGGUGGAAACCAUGGAAAUUUUCUCUCCAUCAUCACAUUACUUGCAAAAUAUGACCCUGUAUUACAACAAUUGCUAAAUAUUCCAGAGCGAGAAGUGAAUUACCUGAGCCCUAAUGUGCAAAAUGAACUGAUUAAUAUACUCUCACAAAGCAUCAAGGAAGGAAUAGUAAAGGAUGCCAACAAAGCUGCAUUUUUCUCUGUCAUCAUAGAAACAACGCAGGAUGCUAGAAAGACUGAUCAGCUCAGCCAGGUAGUCCGCUUUGUUUCUGUUGAGACAGACGAAAAGGAUCAGCCAGUAGAAAUAAAAAUACAUGAAACAUUCUUGGGCUUUCUGGUGGAAGAUCAGUCUGCAUCUGGCUUCACACAGAGUAUUUUGAACACUAUGGUAAGCAAUAAACUGGACCUCUUAAAAUUGCGAGGCCAAAGUUACGAUGGAGCUGCAAACAUGAGUGGGGUCUACAAUGUUGUGCAAGCUAGAAUUCAGGCUCUACAGCCAAAGGCAACUUAUGUGCAUUGUGCUGCCCACAACCUAAACCUAGUUUUGAAUGAUGCUGUGUCCAGUGUUCCAGAAGUAAGGAACUUCUUUGGAGUUGUGGAAAGAAUCUACAUUUUCUUUGCACAUAGCAUCAAGGAAUGGCAUACACUAUCCCUCUUAACAUCUCGAUCAAAAACCACACUGAACAAACUUUGUCCAACCAGAUGGUCUUCACUUCAUGAGGCUCUGGUAGCCCUUCAGUGCCACUUCACAGAUAUCCUCAAAGUGCUUGUUGAAAUCAUUCUCCUAAGCAAGAAGGAAGAUGAAAUCUCAGAAGCCAAAGCUCUGAAAUCCAAAAUGGAGCAGUUCCCGUUCAUCUUCCUUGUUGUGCUGCUCUCUAACAUUUUAGAACCUGUUAAUGCUGUUUCAAAGAUGCUACAGUCCCCACAAACUGACCUCAGCAAAGCUGCAAGCUAUCUCCAAACCAUUCAUGCUAAUUGGCAAGAGAACAAAAAUAAUUAUGACUCCUUCCGCAAAACUGCAGCAAAAAUGUCGGAAACGUGGGGCAUCUCCCAGGUGUUUGAGGAACAACGCAUGCGAAAGGUGAAGAGCUUUCAGGACGAGUUAUGCGAGGAUCAAAGAUCAACAUGUGCAGAGGACAGAUUUCGAGUCAAUGUGUUCCUCUGUGUACUGGAUAUAGCUUCCUCACAGUUGAAACAACGCUUUGAGGGCCUACAUGAAGUUGUUACUACCUUCAGUGCUCUUCACCCAUCCACACUGACAUCAGCAACUGAUGAGGACUUACUUCAAGCAGGAGAGGUUUUGGUCAGGAAAUAUGAUAGGGACUUGAAAACUUCUCUUCCAAGACACUUGAUACAGUUCAGACAUUUAUUGAAAAAAGAAAUUUCCAAAAAAACCACCAUAAAGGAAGUUGCUGAACUGCUGAUGAUUGAUCAUUGUGGCCUUAGCUGCAGUUUCCCGGAUGUCUGCACUGCGUAUAUGCUUUUCCUGACCCUACCUGUAACAGUAGCAUCUUCUGAGCGAUCACUCUCAAAACCGAAACUUAUCAAAAACUAUCUGAGGAGUUCUAUGUCUCAGGAAAGACUCAGUGGCCUUGCUCUGCUAUCUAUUGAAAAUGAACGUGCCAAGAAAGUGGAUAUACAAAAGAUCAUAGACAACUUUGCUGAACUGAAAGCACGCACGAGGCCAUUGCUUUAAGAUCUGGAUGGUGUUGUGGGAUAUCAUAGUAUAUGGGGGGUGGUGAGAUGUCAUAGUUGGGAUACGUAAUAAAGUUCUGCAUUAAUACUGUUGUGUUAGUUGGUUAUUUACACCAUGUAACUGCAAUUGGGAUAGAUGGCAAGAGACAUGGGGCCAGGAGAAGGAGAGGAAGGCAGCAAGGGGCCCAUUUUAAAAUCUCGUCCCCUCAUAAUUGUAUUCAUUUCACAGAUUUUCAUUGCAAGCAAAAAGGUUUGAUAUGAUUCUGUUUCUGAACGGUUUCAAAACUGGGCCAAAAUUUCUGAAUCAGUUACUGGAGCACUUAUAGUUAGUGGCAGACAUUCUUAUUAAAUUUAGGAACAUAGGAAGCUGCCAUAUACUCAGUCAGACCAUUGGUCCUUCCAGCUCAGUAUUGUCUUCACAAACUGGCAGCAGCUUCUCCAAGGUUGCAAGCAGGAAUCUCUCUCAGCCCUAUCUUGGAGAAGCCAGGGAUGGAACUUGCAACCUUCUGCUCUUCCCUGAGGGGAAUAUCUUACAGUGCUCACACUUCUAGGCUCCCAUUCAUAUGCAACCAGGGCAGACCCUGCUUAGCUAUGGGGGCAAGUCAUGCUUGCUAACACAAGACCAGCUCUCUUCCCUACCAUGAUCAGUGGAUAAAAUUCAGCAAAAUAGGCCAUCAUUCCCAGGUAAUAACAUUCAGCAAAAAUAGCAAAAUGCAAAUGGAAAAGCAGUUGCUGCUUUUAUGCUGGAGUGUGGGAAGGCCUGUGGCAUAUAGGAAUGUCUUUCCUUGCUGCUGAAAUGAAAUCAGAGUUGGGGUCAGGCAGCUUCUUGGGGGAAGGCAUGCCAUGGUUUUUCUUGAUCCAUUUAUUGGGAAAUUUCUAUCUCAUCUAUACCCACUGUCAAGCUUAUAGAUUGAAUCAAAUGAAAGAAUGGGGUAUAUCUGUCUACAGAGACAUGGAAGCUAUUCUCAGCGCCUGGUUUUGGCGGGGGGGGGGCAGAAGGAAGGGAAUGCAACCAACCAAAUAAGUCCUCCAGAAUGUUCCAGGGGGCAGGAGCCAGUUGAAAGAGGGGAACGGAGAGACUGGCAGCAGUUAGAACAAUUGUUGCUCUGAGGAGGGACAGAGAAAUAGGGAGAAGAACAAAGAAAAAAAGGAAGAGAGAAAAGGGCAGAAAGAAAGGCAAAGAGAAGGAAAGGAAAGAGGACACAGAAAGGGAAAGAAAAGAAGAAAUAACGGAAAGCAGUGAGUCUUUUUUCCUGUCUAUUACUGAGGGCAACUGGGCCCAGUCAUUUAAAAACUAUCUAAAAGUACAUAUCUUUAAAAGAGAGAAAUCAUAUCACCGUUGUCUUUAUAAACUGUAGCAUGCUUAUAAUUUUUGCUAUACAUUUCCGUAUUAUUACCUAUUUAUUCUGGUUACCCUAUAUGUUUUAUUGCCCUAUAUGUUUACUUUUAAUAUAAUUUGAUGAGUAAAUCUAUUUAUUUUCAAUAUUGUUUGUAUUCAGUUUGCUUUAAAAAAAAUUGUUUGAUUUCUAUACCGCUUCUAAUUAAAAUAAUCUCAAAGCA
Molecule: messenger RNA, 6199 nt
Organism: Hemicordylus capensis (graceful crag lizard)
Lineage: Eukaryota; Metazoa; Chordata; Lepidosauria; Squamata; Cordylidae
Product: zinc finger protein 333-like
Exons: 4
Coding region: 1845-4640 (931 amino acids)
Biological process (GO): regulation of DNA-templated transcription
Molecular function (GO): protein dimerization activity
Source: RefSeq, a predicted model, not a curated record